CGGUUGGGUCAGAGUUGGUACGUGUUGACGUCUAAAACAGUCACUGGAAUCAACUCACCAAGUAGGUGACGAGGUUGGAGUCGUAUCGUAUUCCGCCAACGGCGUAGACUUGCGUUAAGCAACACACCAUUUGCGAUUUUCGAACAACUGAUCGGGUUGUUGAAUCCAAUUAUUUUCAGUUCAUUUUCAUCGGAGUAGAAAAACAAACACAGUUUACGGAAGAGAGAGAAAGAAAAGCCCAACAAUGGCGGGAAUCGCGGAUGAGGAUACAGCUCCUCUGAUAAUGUCACCGCCAUCUCCCAUUAUCCCAACGGCUGCAAUCGACAUUGAAGCCGGUCCUUCUGAACAAUUUCAAUGCCGUAUCUGUCUUGAAACUGACGGUAGAGACUUUAUUGCUCCAUGUAAGUGCAAGGGUACAUCAAAAUAUGUACACCGAGAGUGCUUGGAUCAAUGGCGAGCUGUGAAGGAAGGAUUUGCUUUUGCGCAUUGCACUACCUGCAAGGUUCCCUAUCAUCUGAGGGUUCAUGCUCUUGCUGACCGAAAAUGGCGGACCUUGAAAUUCCGUUUUUUUGUGACGAGAGAUAUUUUGUUUAUAUUUCUAGCUGUUCAGCUUGUGAUUACUUCAUUGGCAUAUCUAGUCUAUAUGGUUGAUGGCUAUCAAGAUUUUUGGCUUCAGAUUUAUUGGGGAUUUGAUAAACACUUCAGCUUCUUCUACAUUUGUGGCGCAUUAUUGUUUUUUGCUUUGCUUGGUUUGUCGGGUUGUUUCAUCACUUGUUAUGACAGAAGGGUGCGGAAUGAUCUGGCUCAACCUUGUAGAGAGCUUUGCCUUUGUUGCUGCCAUCCCGGGCUAUGCGCAGACUGCCACUUACCUGGUACGCUUUGUAUUUGGACCGACUGUACUGCUUGCUGUGAAGGUUGUGCCGGUUCAGUUGGUGAAUGUGGGAGUUGUUUGGGAGGUGCUGGAGAAGCCGGAUUACCAUUAUUGUUUAUAAUGGCUCUGGUUGUACUGGGAUUAUUCACUGUGAUUGGGAUAUUCUACAGUGUACUUGUGGCCACUAUGGUUGGUCAACGAAUUUGGCAACGACACUAUCACAUUCUUGCUAAAAGGAUGCUAACAAAGGAAUAUGUAGUCGAGGAUGUAGAUGGUGAGAUUUCGGGAUCGGAUUGGGCUCCCCCGCCUCUCCCAUCAGAGCAUGUGCAACAGCUUAAAUCACUAGGGCUUCUGUAAAACUAAUUUGCUGGAGAAGCAGGGGGUCGAGUGAUCCUAUACGCGAGCAAACUUUGGUGAUGGUUGCCACCUGCUUUAUUGUUUUUGUACAGGUAUAGUCUGAUUCCAUGCACAUACCAAGUUACCAAUAUGCUACUAUUACUUUGUCAUCACAUGAAAGUGCGAUGUAUUUCAUAGAUGAGUAUCCUGUAAACCGUAAUGUCAUAUCUUCAUAAAACUUAACUGGCUCAUCUUUGGGGCUUCUGUGUGAGAUUGAAAGUGUAGGGUGUUCUCUUGUUUCCCAUUUUUUGGUGAUGAAUUGAUGCUAACUGUUCCUUGUAGAUGUACAUUUAUUCUAUUGUCAAUGUGUAACAACUCGUAUCGUAUAAGUUGGAUUUUUCUAGCCAAAAACAAGGGAAACUACUUGAGUAGAUACUCAAGAUUUGCCCUAAGUUUCAUGUACUAGUAUCAAAAUCAGUUAAAUGCUUCAGUUAUUGCACUU
Molecule: messenger RNA, 1709 nt
Organism: Spinacia oleracea (spinach)
Lineage: Eukaryota; Viridiplantae; Streptophyta; Magnoliopsida; Caryophyllales; Amaranthaceae
Exons: 8
Coding region: 245-1228 (327 amino acids)
Molecular function (GO): zinc ion binding
Source: RefSeq, a predicted model, not a curated record